Miscanthus lutarioriparius is the source of this 636-nucleotide messenger RNA. NCBI's taxonomy places the organism in Eukaryota, Viridiplantae, Streptophyta, Magnoliopsida, Poales, Poaceae. The record is from the annotation of a GenBank genome assembly.
AUGGCCACUGUCAGCUACGACAAUGUCACUCAGUUGCUAGCUGUCCAUGUCAAGAUCGGCGAUAAACUGUACAACGUCAGCAUGUCAGUUGACCUGAGGAACUACCUGCCACAGUUUGUUGCCGUGGGCUUCUCAGCGGCGACUGGUGUGAUAAGCGAGCUGAACGGCCAGAGCCAGAUAUUAUCAUGGUCAUUCAGCUCCACUAUGGAACCCAAGCAGCAAAAGCAACCCCAGAAGAAUAGUACCAUUCUGCUGUGGAUGUGGGGUCUGUACGGCCGGAACACGAUCCUUGACGCGGCGGACAAGCGGCUGAGGGCCGCCGGCGACGAGGCUGAUGACAGGUGCAUGGAGAGGGUGCUCGUCGUCGGACUGUGGUGCGCGCAUCCUGACCAGAGCGAGCAGCCGUCCAUCGCGCAGGCCAUGCAUGUUCUGCAGUCGGAGGACGCCAGGCUUCCAGAGCUCACGCCUCAGAUGUACAGGACGGUGUCUGAGUUCGCCGUCACUGGACGUGCUGUCGACGCAUUGUCCGUUCAGAGCUCCUCUUCCACGACCACGAUGACAACCGGCGGCCAUUCCAAGCUCUCUGCCGAGUCGGCGUCCUCGGCCUUGCUCCGGGAUUCAAAAGAGUUGGCUUGA